This is a messenger RNA of Mytilinidion resinicola, 1024 nucleotides long. RefSeq names its product putative isoflavone reductase family protein. Gene Ontology annotation, molecular function: oxidoreductase activity. The record is from RefSeq and is a predicted model, not a curated record. Bases 68 to 1024 code for a protein of 318 amino acids. The transcript has 3 exons. Lineage: Eukaryota; Fungi; Ascomycota; Dothideomycetes; Mytilinidiales; Mytilinidiaceae.
GGCAACUCCAGUAUUUUCAACAAAGAAUCAAUUCCUAUACUCUCAGAAGGCAUUCGACGUUGUCAAUAUGAGUGGAAAGCUAGACAUCCUAGUCUUUGGGGGAACCGGCCUCAUCGGGCAGUACGUCGUCAACGCCCUCCUCGCAGCGAAGGAGGACUUCGGCCGUUUAGCCAUCUUCACGUCGCAAAGCACAGUGAAUACCAAGGCCGAUUCCAUUCAAUCUCUCAGAGAGGAUGGGCUUGAGAUCAUCGUGGGAGAUGUCAGGAGUGAGGAGGAUGUGUUGGAGGCAUACAAAGGGUUCAACACCAUCGUCAGCGCAGUCGGCAGAAAUGUCAUAGCAGAGCAGAUCAACCUGAUUCGCCUCGCCGAGCAGUCCCCAAACAUCAUACGAUUCUUCCCUAGCGAAUUUGGGACGGAUAUCGAAUACUUCGACCAUUCCGUCAAUGAGAAGCCUCAUCAAUUGAAGCUAAAAGUACGGGCAUAUAUCAAGGAGUCCGUGAAACGGCUAGAGCACACAUAUCUAGUUACAGGCCCUUAUGCGGAUCUAUACCUUGGGAAUAUGGGCAGCAGCCCGAUGGGAUCGUGGAAUGUCAAAGACCAGAAAGCGAGGCUUUUGGGGAGUGGAAAUGACCCGGUAUCUUUGGUUACCAUGUCCGACGUUGGUAAACUCCUCGUCGGAGCCCUCAAGCACCCAGACGUGUCUCGCAACCGGGCUUUGAAGGUGAACUCCUUCACUGCCACACCCAACCAAAUAUUAGCCGAGUUUGAGCGCCAGACGGGAAAGAAAUGGGAGGCUUCAUACACAUCACUAGACGAGUUGAAGCAAUUAGAAAAGGAAGCCUGGGACAAGGGUGAUCCCAUGGCUACCGUGUUUACCUUACGGAGAAUCUGGACCGAAGGAGGAACUCUAUACGAAAAGCGAGAUAACGAAGAGAUAGGCGUCACAGACAGCGACACGCUCGAGAUUGCGGUAGCCCAGGCUAUCGAACAUGACGCACCAGGUUUUAGGAGCGGUAAGUCGUAG